AUGGCAUUUCUGUUCAGCUCUUCCAUUACAUUUCACAGUUUGAUGGCUUUGAAAUUUCGUUUGUUCUAUGCUUGUUCUGUUGCUCAUCCUGGUUUUAUUAUUGCAAUUGUCUUCGCAGUUAAUUUUAACACUUCGUCAAAUCAGAUUUCAUCCAUUUGUUCUCGUGCAUUUUACCAAAUCACCAACACUUGUUUGAGCUGUACAUAUUUGGCUGAAAUUAGUUUUAGUCUUCUAAAGAAAACAGGAAUAUCAGAUUUGAAAGUUUACAGAUCUUCCAAUUUCUGUGACCGCAUAGAAUGCCCUUUCACUUUGGGUCUUGAAUCCAUGGACAACUACACUUCAGCUUCUACUUGGUGCAUUUUGUGCUUUGCUGCUGUAAUUUUGGUUUUGGAUCCUUGUGGAGCUCCUUUUAAUAAUUUGACUAGGACAACUAUUAUGCCUGAUUUUCAUAUUAGUGGUGAAAGUGGUCAUGAACCUACUCGAAGCUACUAUAGAUGGUUGAUAAAGAAAUCUAAUUUCUGGCUGGGGAUUCCAGCUGAGAAAUUUGCUCAAAAAAUGAGAUAUGGUGAUUCUGCGGAAGAGCUGAAAAGAGACUUCAGAACCACAACAGGCAUGACAAACAAUCCAUUCUAUACUACUCAUUAUAUGGGAAGAAGUGGAAUGGCUGCUUUUUACUCCAAUCCAAGAAUAGACCUUCAAGAUUGCAAGAAGACUCAUGGAGUAUCUGUUAAAGUCGAAGAAAUUGAAGGACUCAUCAGAGUUUACAAAGAUGGACACAUUGAACGGCCUCUGAUCAUUCCCAACGUGCCAUGCACUUUGAAAGCCGAAACUGGUGUGGCAGCAGAUGAUGUUGUUAUUGAUAAAUUCACUAACUUAUGGGCUCGUAUUUACAUCCCAAGCAGCCCCGGCAAACUGCCUUUUCUUGUUUAUCACCACGGAGGUGGAUUUUGUGUUGGCUCCGCUGCUUGGAGCUGUUAUCAUGAGUUCUUGGCCCAUCUUGCUUCUAAAGCAGGUUGCAUGAUUAUGUCCAUAAACUACCGUCUAGCUCCGGAAAAUCGUCUCCCUGCUGCUUACGAUGAUGGAAUCAACGCCCUCAAGUGGGUAAAACAACAGGCCCUGAAUGGUCCUCUCAAGCACAAAUGGUGGCUGAGUCGGUGUGAUUUCUCAAGAUUGUUCCUAGCUGGUGACAGUGCUGGUGCAAACAUAGCAUACAAUGUGGCCGCAUGGGUAGGGUCGAAGAACCAUCCUGAGUCCAUAUUAAAGCCAUUGUAUCUCAAGGGUAUCAUCUUGAUCCAACCUUUCUUUGGAGGAGAGGCACGAACUUCUUCCGAGAAAAAUACAAUUCUACCAGCCAAUUCAGCAUUGACUCUUCCAACUUCUGAUACUUUUUGGAGGCUGUCACUACCUUUGGGAGCCAAUAGAAACCAUCCAUACUGCAAUCCUUUAGCUAAUGGUGCAACCAAUUUGCACAAUUUGCAGCUACCAGCUACAAUGGUAUGCAUAUCGGAGAUGGAUAUUCUUAAGGACAGAAACUUGGAAUUUUGCACUGCGUUAGUCAGUGCCGGUAAGAGGGUGGAAACAGUCCUGCACAAAGGAGUAGGACAUGCAUUUCAAGUUUUGCAUAAUUCUCAGGUCUCUCAAACCAGGACCCAGGAAAUGAUAUCCCAGAUCAAGUCUUUUAUCAUCAACAAAUAA
Molecule: messenger RNA, 1695 nt
Organism: Dovyalis caffra
Lineage: Eukaryota; Viridiplantae; Streptophyta; Magnoliopsida; Malpighiales; Salicaceae
Source: the annotation of a GenBank genome assembly